Molecule: messenger RNA, 1032 nt
Organism: Acanthaster planci (crown-of-thorns starfish)
Lineage: Eukaryota; Metazoa; Echinodermata; Asteroidea; Valvatida; Acanthasteridae
Product: NADH dehydrogenase [ubiquinone] iron-sulfur protein 5-like
Biological process (GO): mitochondrial respiratory chain complex I assembly
Cellular component (GO): respiratory chain complex I
Source: RefSeq, a predicted model, not a curated record
UAUCUGGGCCUCGGCUGUGUGUAAGGUAUCCCGUACAUAUACAGUGUACGUCACUACAUAAGUCAUUGACUGUUUCUUUGAAUUGACCGUGUGUCUGGCGGGUCCUCACUCAGCUUCAAGUCGAUGUACGUCAGUAUACCAACACAGACUUAAACUUCAGGAACCGCUAUGCCAAUCCUACAUAUCCAAGACUGGGAUAAGCAGUUUGUUGGACUGCAGUUGCCAGAAGGUCCUACCCAUGAAAAACCAAGAUGUGCUGAUCUAGAGUUAGACUGGCUACGGUGUGCUGAGGGUCUAGGGUGGAAACGAGCUCAGAAAGAAUGCAAAUCAGAGUUGGAAGACUUCUGGGAGUGUGCUCAAGGUACAAAGAAGAUGGCAAGAUUCAAGACAAUCUUGAAGCAAAGGAAAAAGCUGAUAGAUGAAGGCAAAUACACUCCGCCUGCUGAGCAUCGAUAGUUCAACACUGAAACUUGAAGCAAAUAUUAUACUAAUAUGCUUCAAAAAUGCAUUAAUUGCAAAGUUCGUGUAGGUGGCUUUACAUACAAAAACGUAUUUGUAUGCAUGUAUAUAACACUUUGUCAUGACUGUGUAAUUUAUGUUCAAUCAUAAUAUUGUCCUUGGGAUGCCUUUGAUAAUACAUGUAUUUACCAUCUGCUUCUGAACUGCUGCAUUCAACAACCUCAAAAUGCAGAUUUUGUUUGCCCGGUAUUGGUGGAUAUCUUUCAACUUAGGGAUUUGAGUUGGCCAUGUACAGAUAGUUUUUAUGGUCUGUAGGCUUUUAUCUACAAUGCAGCUUGGCUUGCCCAACAUUUUGUAAGAAUUGUGAAAGUCCUUUCCUGCACUCUUUCCCAUGUGCUUGAACAAGAACAAUACCUUCAUAUUACUUUUGGCUUAAUUCAUCAUUCAACUAACUCUUAAAGCAAAUUUAUAAUACUGCUUUGUGAUUUGCAUACUUUCACACAUGAAAUGCUGUUUCACUAUUGAAGACAGAUGUUCAUUAAACAAGUUCUAAACUGUGAAUGUUCAACCAUG